Messenger RNA from Dermacentor silvarum, 1945 nucleotides. Its product is annotated as organic cation transporter protein-like. Gene Ontology annotation, biological process: transmembrane transport. Bases 236 to 1819 code for a protein of 527 amino acids. Gene Ontology annotation, cellular component: membrane. Gene Ontology annotation, molecular function: transmembrane transporter activity. The record is from RefSeq and is a predicted model, not a curated record. NCBI's taxonomy places the organism in Eukaryota, Metazoa, Arthropoda, Arachnida, Ixodida, Ixodidae. The transcript is spliced from 11 exons.
UGAAACGCCCAAGCUCCUUCAUUCGUGUAGUGACGUGGAGUCCAUGCCACUUCGUUCAAGGCACUGUAACUGAGACGUGAAGCUACAUAGACAGCUUCUCUUCGCAAAGCACUGACCAAGACGCGAAGCGCUGGCUUUGCACCACGCGUUACGAUGGAUGUCACGAAAGUAAUAGGGGAUUACGGCAAGUUUCAACGGAACGUCUACCUCUUCACUCUCUUGCGAGAGGCCCCGAAUGGUCUUCACCUUGUUAUCUACAGCUUCUUCUUCCCGACGGUGGAGCACUGGUGUGGCCAUGCCAGAUACCAUCAUGGGAAACAUAACAUCACAACAGUGGAAAACUCUUGUGGUGCCUAACUCAUCGUUUACAGCCGAUUGGCAGUCAGUGCGUCGCAGUCAGUGCAACGCCUUCGACUUUGACAUUACGCACCAAGAGACCCUGGUAAUUAGAAACACAUCAGUGCAGUGUGACCAUUGGGAGUAUGGAAAGAGCUACUAUAAAGGCUCCUUGGUUCAAGAAUGGGAUCUCGUUUGCAAUCGAGCAUGGAUGCGAAGCCUUGUGCAGACAGCCACAAUGAUAGGAAUGCUUGUGGGCACUUUGGCGUCUUCCCUCGGAGACAGGCUUGGACGCAGACCCAUGAUAAUAACUGGCUAUGUGAUCAGCUUAGUUGGCAGCGUGUGCGUGGCAGUGUCUCCGUGGUUCUCCCUCCUUAUUGCAUCUAGGGGACUUCUGGGCUUCGGCCUGGGCAUGGGACAGUCCUCGUCUUUCUGCCUGCUAAUGGAGGUGAUUGGUCUGCAGAAGAGGACUGCCGCAGCUCUGGCGCUCGGCGUUGGCUUCUCCCUGGGCAUCAUCAUGCUUCCUGGCUUAGCUUGGUUCAUUCAAGACUGGAGGACAUUGCAAUGGACUAUCAGCGCUCCUUUUGUGGUCUUCAUUUUUUGGUCGUGGUUUUUGCCGGAGUCCCCGCGAUGGCUUAUCGCAAAAGGAAAGAUCCCCGAAGCCCGUAAAGUAAUACUGAAAGCCUGCGCGGACAACAGGCUGCAAGUGGAUGAAAUUGAUAUGGCUCUAGUGGACCUCCGCAAGAAAGUUCUGCAGGAAGAAGAAGCCGCCAGGAGAAAGGCCAGCUGCACAGACCUCUUAAGAAGCCGAAGAAUGCUUCUCUACACUGUCACACUGGUGUAUGCCUCGACAGCUGGUGGUAUCACCUUCUACGGCCUGCAGCUAUCGGUGACCAGCCUGGGUGGCGAUCCAUACCUGACUUUCGUUCUGGCUGCCCUUGUGGAGCUACCAGCUGUGCUGGUCUGCUACAUGGCCAUACGGUGGUGCCGAAGGCGUCCGACAAUGCUCGCAGUGUACGGGGGCGUCACAUUGAGCACCCUGGCAGUGUGCUUGCUCCCACUGGAAUGGGCUUUGCCACGUCAGGUGUGCGGAAUCGCGGGCAAGAUGCUGGCGUCCGUGUCGCUGACUCUGGUGUGGAUUUUUGCGGCCGAAGUGUUCCCGACGCUGUAUCGAACACUGGGAGUCAGCGCUUGCUUCGUCGGCACUCGAGUUGGCUCCUCCACCGCCCCAUUGCUGCUUGAGCUGAGAACAUAUCUCAGUGACUCUGUGCCUAUGGGCAUCCUGGUCGGCUUCGCUGCACUUGCUUCCAUACUGAUGCUGCUGCUACCAGAAACGUUCAGGGUUACCCUUCCAGACACGAUUCGUGAAUCCAAGGAGCUGGGAAAUUCGAGGAUAUUAAGGAAGGAUCGCUGCGCCGAUUGGUUCGCGGUGGAGCCGACGCCCGAGCUACUAGGCAACUCAAGUCAGCAGCAUCCCACAUAACGCAGACUUUCCUGGUUGAUUAAAGAAGAAUCUGCGUGCAUUGACCAAUCUUUGGUCGGAGAUCUCUUGGCGGUGUUCCGUGAUUUGUCAACUGUGCUACAUGAAGGGCAGGUCUUCAGUAGCAAU